Molecule: messenger RNA, 426 nt
Organism: Coffea eugenioides
Lineage: Eukaryota; Viridiplantae; Streptophyta; Magnoliopsida; Gentianales; Rubiaceae
Product: loricrin-like
Exons: 2
Coding region: 1-426 (141 amino acids)
Source: RefSeq, a predicted model, not a curated record
AUGGCGUCGCAACAAUUUUGCCCGACUGAAGAACCAUCUUUCUCGAAAAAGAAAGUUAUGAGAUCUCUUAUGCAACCAUCCACGUAUGUCAAUGCAUCCUGGCAGUCAGCGGGAUCCUGGGAAGCUCUGGGAGUCGGUGGUGGUUGUCUUGGAGGACGAGAAGGUGGUAGUGAUUUUGGAGGAGGUGCGAGUGGCGGUUGUGGAUGCCUUGGAGGAGGAGGAGCUGGGGUUUGCGGUGGCGAGGAUCGAGGAGGUGUUGGUGAUGGCGGCUGCCACCAAGGAGACCAGGGCCAAGGCCAGCCCCAUGCAUGGGUAGCACUAGGCAUGCAAACCAACAUUAGGGCAACAAAUUUAACUCUGUCACCCUCCAUUUUGAUGGUCACUGAUGAAAAGUUCCGCAGAUGUGCUGUGUUGAAGGGCAGAUAA